This is a messenger RNA of Nerophis ophidion (straightnose pipefish), 1831 nucleotides long. RefSeq names its product annexin A14 (gene anxa14). The transcript is spliced from 13 exons. Gene Ontology annotation, molecular function: calcium-dependent phospholipid binding; calcium ion binding. Gene Ontology annotation, cellular component: cytoplasm. Bases 673 to 1623 code for a protein of 316 amino acids. The record is from RefSeq and is a predicted model, not a curated record. Lineage: Eukaryota; Metazoa; Chordata; Actinopteri; Syngnathiformes; Syngnathidae.
UAAUUUUUUAUAUAUAAAAAAAAAAAUUGUUGUACUUGUAAAUGUAAUAACAAUAAAGUUCCAAGAUUUGUUUUUAACUUUAGUUGUACGUUUACCUCGUAGGUCCCGGGUGGGAAUCAAACCAUGUUCUCCAGACCAAAAGAAGAAUACUUAAAACAGUUAAAAACUUGGUCAACAACAUAACGACGUUGCGAGUGGAGCUCUACACUCUUCUUGUUUGGACGUGUCAUUUGUCCUAAUUGUUUGUGAUUUAUACUUUUAACAUGCUCUUAUCCCACAUCUGUCUGCUGAUUGGUGCUGUCAAUCAUCGUCACGUUGACAAGGAGGCAGCAGCCAAUCAAUGAGCUCGUGGGCGUUCUAAAAAGAAAAGCUUCAGCCUGAGAGGCCGUUUUCCACCUGGUGCUAUUGUUUGACUUGCCUCCAUUCAAUAGCGCAAACCUUUUUGUUGGAUGAAAAACUUGUGUGUAUGGUGUUGUACAGGUGGGUUGCUAUGGUAACGCUGCAGAGGUGCAGCUUCAUGCCGGUUGGUCGGACUGAGUAGGAGGAGGUGGGGCAAGGUGCGACCAGGCUGAUAAUAUCAGCUUGUAAAAGGAAAAAAAAAAAAGAAACUGUAAAACAUCCACUAAUACUUCCUACUGCCGCCCCAGCGUCACAGGCCGUUGAAGAAAAGCCAUGGACCCGCAGUACUUCAAGUCUCAUACAAUGUGUUGGGGUACACUUGGAACGGUGCGACCCUUCUCCAGUUUCCACCCACAAAAAGAUGUGAUAGUGAUCCAUGAGGCACUGGAGAAAAAAGAUGCAGGUGCUCUUGUGAGACUCCUAACCAAUCGCAACAACGCGCAGAGACAGGAAAUCGCCAAAGUCUUUAAAGAGGCAACACAACGGGACCUGGUGGCUGGCAUGAAGAAAGUUCUGUCUGGAGAUCUGGAGAAGCUCAUGCUGGAGCUGAUGAUGCUUCCUACGCAACACGAGGCUCAUCGCCUGCAUCAGGCCAUGGCGGGUCUAGGUACUGACGAAGAGACCAUCCUGGAGAUAUUGUGUACGCGAUCCGUCAAGCAGCUGCGAGACAUCAGCGCUGCGUAUGAACUAUUGUAUAAAAAGGACAUGGAGAAGGAAUUGAAAGGAGAAACCAGUGGAGACUUUGCCAAGCUUUUAUUGGCUCUUAUGAAAAAAGAAGAAGUUGCAGGUUUUGUUCAGAGGGAUAUUGAGGCUCUCGCCGCAUCACUAAAUGGGAAAAAAGCUGAUGCGGAUCCUUGGAUUGACAUACUCACCUCUAGGGACUUAAAUCAUCUUGACCAAGUGUUGAUGGGGCUGGAGCGUGCCAGUGGACAGAUGGUGAUUCCAAAUCUGGAGAAACGAUUCUCCGGGGACAUCCGGCUGGGGUUGAGUGUUUUAGUGCAGUGCAUUCAAAACCCUGAUGUCUACCUUGCCAAAAGACUAAAAGGCAUGAAGGCAUCGGUAGUCCAAAGCAUCAUGGUGUCCCACAGCGAGGAAGACCUGCUCUGUAUCCGGGUUGCCUUUCGCAAACUCGCAGGCGAUUCUCUCUACACAACCCUGCAGAAACACUUCAAGGGGGAUCAUUUACAGGCUCUGUUGGCCAUCUGUCGAUCUGAAGACUGCUGAAGUACACAAGAAUACGCUUUUUUGUGCAUAUAUUUGUGGUGAUUAUAAAAAGCAAUGGAGUUGCUAAAUAUAAUGUGUGAACAUUUAAUGAGUUCAUUGUGGUCUUGGAUUUAGUACACUCUAUGCUGUUCAAAGUCUACGAACCGUAUCGUUAGAGAAAAAAAAAACGAUCAAAAGCCUACUUGACAAAAAUUGCGUGUCAAGUAGG